AUGCGCGCAUGGCACAUGGUAUGGUAUUUCUGUGCAGGUCUUCACGGGAGUUGCAUCAUUACACGUGAAGCUGGAAGAAUACCGCCGUUUUCUGCCGAUUCCUUAUUAAGUUUGUAUCGAAAGGAAAAAAUGUUGACCGCGAGAUUACUGAACCGCAAUUACGUCGGUGUCGCGUGUGACAUCGCGAGGAAGCAACAAUUCAGCACGAUUUUGAAAAAUGUUGCAGCUUCAACGGUUACUAUAUCACAUCGACUUACCGAUUUACAACAGUAUCGACAUAAAUCCGAAGGUGUAAAAGGUGCAGUUAUUGGUAUCGAUCUUGGAACUACAUUCUCCUGUUAGCAGUAAUGGAAGGCAA
This is a messenger RNA of Nylanderia fulva, 358 nucleotides long. The record is from RefSeq and is a predicted model, not a curated record. NCBI's taxonomy places the organism in Eukaryota, Metazoa, Arthropoda, Insecta, Hymenoptera, Formicidae.